Pleuronectes platessa (European plaice) is the source of this 2457-nucleotide messenger RNA. RefSeq names its product zinc finger matrin-type 1 (gene zmat1). The record is from RefSeq and is a predicted model, not a curated record. The coding region runs from base 662 to 2167 and encodes 501 amino acids. The transcript is spliced from 6 exons. Gene Ontology annotation, cellular component: nucleus. Lineage: Eukaryota; Metazoa; Chordata; Actinopteri; Pleuronectiformes; Pleuronectidae. Gene Ontology annotation, molecular function: nucleic acid binding; zinc ion binding.
CAUGAGCCUCGAUGCGCGCUUCACACAAAUCAUCCUCGAUUACUCGUCGACACACGCUUCGAAGCCUCGACACGGGAGGACACAUAACUAGGUGACGCUGCCCGGACCGGGUUUCAUUCAUUGAGGCCCAGUGCACGUAAACACAAGAAUAACACGAAUAAAGAGGUGCGUUUGUUUCUGGUGAAACACGGAGCGCGGUCGGGCGUUGCAGGGACUCCAGCGUUAGCAUUAGCCAAACGGCCGCGUUCACUCGAAGCCAACAGCUAUUUCGCUGGUGUAUACGAAGAGUGAUGGCGUCGCACACGGCAGAUAAAAUUAAUUUCACUUGCCCGGAGUAGGGGUGGAAGCAGCGGAAACCCGGCUGCACCUGCGUGUUCUCCGGUAUCGGCUAGCUAGCUCCUUAGCUAAACCCGCUAGUGCUAGCUGUUAGACGCUAACUGAAACGCUGGGGGUUUCUCAUUGCUUUGGAGCAGGACCCUGUUGAUCCUCAGUGCAGCCUGAUCGUGCCACCACACAGAGUCAGGGGCUGCUCGUCUUCACAGAGCUCUGAGACGAGGAAGAAGAGGAGCUCCUAAAGGGCCUCCUCAGUGACAACUACUGCCACGUGUGUGAGGCUGUGCUGCUAUUUGAAUCUCAGCGACUGUCCCACUACAAGUGGACCAUGCCUACUGAUAAGGACCGUUUCUGUGAGCUGUGUAGCAUGGUGUUUAGUUCCCACCUGUCGGCAAAAUCUCACUAUGAAGGAAAAAUCCAUGCAAAAAAUCUGCGAAAACAAGGUCUCCAGCCCCCAGGAAAGUUCCUGCCCAAGUACACAGACGUGUGUAAUUUACCAAGGCUGACUGACGAUGCUGAAAAUGCUGAUCACAAGUCACCCCCAGAGGGGGGUGUGGAGCAUCAUGAGACCCAGGCAGCCACCACGACUACCCCCAGCACAGAGGUUGAUCUGAAGGACCCGAACAGGUACUGCCCUUUGUGUGCAGCUUCCUUCAACAACCGUCAAAUGGCUCUGCAGCACUACAAUGGACGCAAACACCAGAGAAAUCAGGCCAAACAGGAGCUGAUCAAAGAGCUGGGAGACGAUGUCCAACAAGCCAACUCCCUGAUGUGUCAGACAUGUAGUCUGCAGUUUAACUCUGUGGAGAUGUAUCAAGCACACGUUCAUGGAAACAAGCACCAGUUUAGGGAGAAGAAGGUCACCGACCUGUGCAAAUCCCAACAGAAAGUCUACGGCACGUUUGCAGAUGAGCUGGCGGAUUACGUUCAGGCUCAGAGAGCUCGUGGAAUUACUCCCAAGUCAGGUCAAGUCCAACAUCUGGGUGACACACAAAUGGAGGAUGAGGAAAAAGAAGAGGGAGUAAAGGUAGCGUUUGAUAAGAGACAUAUCAUAGAACUAAAUAAACCUAUGCCCAGCCUUACUACCACCUCUGACCCUCGUCAUUCACGCCCUAGUAGUUGCUACCCAGCUGAAGGGCGGCAUCCUCCAAAUCAGGGCCCUCCCUGGCCUCCUCACAGCUGGGACUACAACUUCCCUCCUCCAGUCCUCCCAGGCGGUCCACAGUUAACCAGUCGGCCCAUGAAAAGAAGGAGACCCAGAAAAACGUCCAGCUCCUCCUCGUUCACUGCGUCAUCAUCUUCCUCUUCCUCCUAUUCCUCUUCUGAUAGAAGCAGCAUGAGUGACAGUGAUGACAGCAAAUACAAGCGGAGAGAAAAACGGAGGAUUAGAAGAUCCAAGAAGGAGAGAGGGCGGAGAGCAAGAGAUGAGGAGUUCGACAAAGAAGAGAGGCAGGGAAAAUCGCAGAGGAAGGAACGAGACGAUGAUGAAUUUAUGAGGAAACAGGAGGAAUCUGGAGAGUGGGAGCAAGAGAGGAGGGGGAAAAAGCUAAAGAAACAUGGCAAGAGGAGACGAAAAGACAAAAAAAACCUGGAUGUGAACUUUGAGGGGGAGGGAGGAGAUGGGGCGAUGACCAAUGCAAAUCCAGAAGAGAUGGACAAUACAAAAUACACUGAAGUGCAUAUUCAGGCUGAAAUUAAUGUUGAAGAGGAGGAGGGGGAGCAGGAUGAAUCGGCCAAACCCAAAUACAGGAAAGAGAAGAAGAAAAAUAAAGAGAGAGAAGAUACUAGGACGGAAGAGGAGAAGCUAUGGGAUGUCUCCAUCUUGGGCUGUUAGAGCAGGAUUUUGAAAAAGUAUAAAUGCAUUUAUUAAACUCAUGUUGACAACAGUUAACAAAGGGUUAAUGUCACCAUCUGCAGGGGAAGUGUUCUCCAUAGCUGUGUUAACUUAUACACACAAAAUAAUUGUUGUGUCAUUGUGUUUGGAGGGUUUACGUUACACAUAGCUCAGCUGUGAUAACUUUGUUUUUUCACUAUGGCACUUAUUAAAAUAUUUCAGUAAAUCAAUGUGCACAGUCAACCUCAGAUAAUGUCUGUCAUGUUUAUAAACUCUUAUUUUCUUGCCUA